Molecule: messenger RNA, 563 nt
Organism: Hibiscus syriacus
Lineage: Eukaryota; Viridiplantae; Streptophyta; Magnoliopsida; Malvales; Malvaceae
Exons: 1
Coding region: 44-436 (130 amino acids)
Source: RefSeq, a predicted model, not a curated record
GCAUCUAUAUAAGCUUAGCAAAUUAAUAUGAACAAAGGUAUGAAUGACCAAUUCAGCUUUACCAAUUAAUAUACUCAAAGAUCACCUGCUCAUCAAUAUGCAGCUGACCAUCCUUGAGAGACGACCUACACGAGGUUUGAAAAUUCCGCCACCGGCCGGAGAAGCGGCGGAGGAGAAUCGGGGUGGUAGGAGAAGUUACAUAGCGUCAUCGUCAUCAUCUUCGGGACGUCGUCCGAGGUGUACGUGUUCGGGCCGUCUGGGUUCGGUACCUUGUAGCAGGCAUGGUUACAUGGUGCCAAAACAGAACAUGAGGAGAUAUGGUGGUAACAAGGAGAUAUUGAGGAGGGCAUUGGCACCACCAAAUCGGAAGAUGACUCUUAGGUGGUGGAACUUCAAGCCAACACCGAGCAGGCUUUCUAACAUGUCUAUGGCUUAAGGUUCUGCAAUUCUUUUAGAAGUUUUGACAGUAGGGAAUAUAUGAUCAAUUGAAGCAUAUUGAGAGUAUUGUGUAAAUGAUUUGAUUGGAAUGGAUUAACUUUGAUUGCUUUCCCCAGAUUUUACAA